Messenger RNA from Megalopta genalis, 627 nucleotides. It is a transcript of the gene RpL21, whose product is annotated as ribosomal protein L21. Lineage: Eukaryota; Metazoa; Arthropoda; Insecta; Hymenoptera; Halictidae. Gene Ontology annotation, molecular function: structural constituent of ribosome. Gene Ontology annotation, cellular component: ribosome. The record is from RefSeq and is a predicted model, not a curated record. Gene Ontology annotation, biological process: translation.
AUGUCGAUUAUCGAUUGUGUUGUACAGUACGUUUUGUGCAUACAUACUUAAGUUACCACUCUUAACUUCUCUUUUUUCUUGACGCGAGUGGCCGAACCUGCUUCUUAUUGAAGUACAACAAUGACGAAUUCAAAGGGUUAUCGUCGUGGAACCAGAGACUUGUUCUCUCGAAAGUUCCGUAAACAUGGAACAAUACCGCUCUCCACAUAUAUGAAAGUAUAUAAAGUUGGAGAUAUCGUUGACAUUAAAGGCAAUGGAGCAGUCCAAAAAGGAAUGCCUUAUAAAGUUUAUCAUGGAAAAACUGGACGUGUAUUUAAUGUAACCCCUCAUGCUCUUGGUGUUAUUGUGAAUAAAAGAGUACGUGGACGUAUUAUUGCCAAGAGAAUCAAUGUCCGCAUUGAACAUUUAACUCAUUCAAAAUGUAGAGAAGAUUUUCUGAAACGUGUAAAGGAAAAUGAAAGACUCAGGAAAGAAGCAAAGAAGAACAACCUGAAAGUUCAAUUGAAAAGACAGCCUGCUGAACCAACGAAAGCACAUAUUGUGUCAGGACGCGAAGAACCUGUUCUACUUGCUCCUAUUCCAUAUGAAUUCAUUGCUUAAAAUCUAAAUAAACAUGUUUUGACAAAA